Molecule: messenger RNA, 1421 nt
Organism: Rana temporaria (common frog)
Lineage: Eukaryota; Metazoa; Chordata; Amphibia; Anura; Ranidae
Gene: GCLM
Product: glutamate-cysteine ligase modifier subunit
Exons: 7
Coding region: 192-1010 (272 amino acids)
Biological process (GO): glutathione biosynthetic process
Cellular component (GO): glutamate-cysteine ligase complex
Molecular function (GO): glutamate-cysteine ligase catalytic subunit binding; enzyme regulator activity
Source: RefSeq, a predicted model, not a curated record
UAGUGCGGCGGGCGCACAUGUCACGGUGCUCGGGGCUGGCAGGCUGGUGGUGAGUCACUAUUACGCAGCACUUUUCCUGUGGAGUCACCGUGCUCGGGCUAUAACAGCGGGAGGCGGAGAGUCGCUCAGCACACCGAGGAAGGCAGCGGAACGACAAGGAGCUCACCUUCCCCCACAUUCAUAGAGGAGACAUGGGUACCGACACCGCCCGGAGCCUGCUCGGCACAGCCCGCACCCUCAUACUACACACCGGGAACCUCAUGAACUGGGGCCGCCUGAAGAAGAAGUGUCCGGUCACCCCCGGCGAGGAGUUGGGAGAUUGCAUCAGGAUUACACUGAGUGAAUGGAGCUCGAAGGCCAGUCCAGAACAUAUACAGGAUUCAUCACAGACCCUGGAGUGUGCUGUUAAUCAGGCUUUGGAAACCAUAAACCCUGAAGAGAGAGAGGAAAUGAAAGUAUCUGCAAAAUUGUUUGUGUUGGAUUCUGGUCUCUCGUCAAUCAGGCAUGCUGUAGAUAUGGCAUGUUCCACCUUGGCUGUUAACCAGUUGGAUUCAGUAAUCAUUGCACCACCCCCUCUGGACGAUGGCGUCAUUCUUACCUUGGAGCAUUUACAGCCCUACUGGAGAGAGCUGGAAAGUCUUGUCCAAGACAAUAAAGUUGUUGCUAUAGGAACAUCGGAUCUGGAUAAACCACUCUUGGAACAGCUUUACCUCUGGGCACAGAUAAAGCCAAGCAGUAACCAAGUAAAUCUUGCAUCAUGCUGUAUAAUGCCUCCUGAUUUAACUGCUUUUGCAAAGGAAUUUGAUAUUCAGUUACUAACUCACAGUGAUUCUAAAGAAAUUUUGUCUGAAGAAAGUUUUCAAGAAGUUCUGAGGGACAGUGUUGAAGGGAGUAAUGCAGAUGCAUGGUCGCCUGUGUGGGUCCUCAGAUACUCGGUCAUUGUUAAAACCCGUGGGAUUAUCAAAUCAAAAGGCUACAUUGUGCAAGCAAAGAGGAAAGCUCCCCGUUAACAAUUUCAUCGGGACAAACCACUGAAAUGUUUUACCAGACGCACACAAACGUCUUUACACAUAUAGAUGUUCCUAAGACCAAAUGACUUUGACACCAGUAGCAAAGCAAUAUCUGCAGCCACAAUUUUUACAAGCUGCAAAUGAAAAUUUGAAAAUAUGUAAAAAGUAUUUAAUUUACCCUUGGGAAGCUGACAAUUGAAGGGUCCAUUGUGUUUUUUCACAUCACUAGGUGGCUCUGUUUUAAUGAUUGCUAAUGUUGGAGGGAACAGCCUUUUGUUCAGGGCAUUACUACUAACAAAAAAAAAUCUCCAGUACUUCGAGCUGCUAAAUUAUUUUUAUUUUUAUUUUGUAUAAUGACAUGCAAUGAGAAUCCCCUGUUCUCCCCAGAAGUGAUAAACUGAUACAACCACC